Musca domestica (house fly) is the source of this 1504-nucleotide messenger RNA. RefSeq names its product facilitated trehalose transporter Tret1-like. Gene Ontology annotation, molecular function: sugar transmembrane transporter activity. Gene Ontology annotation, cellular component: membrane. Lineage: Eukaryota; Metazoa; Arthropoda; Insecta; Diptera; Muscidae. The transcript has 4 exons. The record is from RefSeq and is a predicted model, not a curated record. Gene Ontology annotation, biological process: transmembrane transport; carbohydrate transport. The coding region runs from base 98 to 1495 and encodes 465 amino acids.
ACAUUAUUUUUUUUUUUUGUUAUUGUUUGUUAUUUAUUUAAUAUCCAAUGCAGGCGAGAUUUGCACGAAAACCCGGCACUGGCAUGCAGUUGGAAAAAUGCAUUCGAACAAGACAGGACGUAUAUUCCUGGCUGCCAUAGCGGCAAAUUUGUCAGCCUUUGCUGUGGGCACCUGUUUGGGCUGGACUUCCCCUGUUGGAGCCGUACUUAAGUCAUCGGAUACUUCAAAUUCGCCGUUGGAUUAUCAAAUCGACGCCAAUGAGGAUGCCUGGAUUUCAUCGAUAUUAGCAUUGGGCGCCUUAGUUGCCCCCUUUAUUGCCGGCCCUCUGGCAGACAAAAUUGGUCGCAAAUGGUCUUUGAUCUGCAGUUCCAUAUUUCUGGUCAUAGCCUUUGUUAUGAUGAUGUUGGCCCAUCGUGUCUGGCUUUUGCUGGUGGGACGUUUCCUACAAGGUUUUGGGGCAGGAUUUGUAAUGACCAUCACUCCCAUGUAUGUGGGUGAAAUUUCCACAGAUGAUGUGCGUGGAGCCACCGGUUCCUUAAUGCAAUUGUUUCUAGUGGCUGGUAUACUAUAUGUCUAUGCCAUUGGUCCAUAUGUCUCCUAUCAGGCCCUGCAAUGGUGUUGCCUUAUCAUACCGCUUCUUUUCGACGCGAUAUUCUUUUUUAUGCCCGAAAGUCCAUAUUAUUUGGCCGGCAAGGGACGCAAGGUGGAGGCCCUGAAAUCCUUGAAAUUCCUUCGCGGCCAAGCCACCGCAGACAAUGUUAAGGAGGAAAUGUGUGGCAUACAAAAAGUCGUCGAGGAAUCCAUGUCGAACAAGGCUUCUUUUAAGGAUCUUUUCACAAAUACUGGCAAUCGUAAGGCCCUAAUUAUUACAGCAGGCUUGGUGGCCUUUCAACAGUUGUCGGGCAUAAAUGUCGUACUCUUUAAUGCCCAGUCGAUAUUCGAAAGUGCGGGUACCGAUUUGGAUCCUGCCAUUGCCACCAUAAUCAUUGGUGCCGUACAGGUUAUUUCGUCUGGACUUACACCCAUACUGGCAGAUAGUUUGGGUCGCAAAAUAAUACUACUCAUUUCGGCGGCUGGCAUGUGUAUGGGCCUGACGGCUUUGGGUGCCUUCUUCUAUAUGCAAUUGGUGGUUGGGGAUAUAUCCCAGGUCCUCUGGCUCCCGGUGCCGGCUUUGGUGAUUUACAACAUUGUUUAUUGCAUUGGCUUUGGUCCCCUGCCAUGGGCAGUGGCCGGCGAGAUGUUUCCACCCAAUGUUAAAUCAAAAGCAGCUUCCAUUGGUACAUCCACAUGUUGGACAUUGGGAUUUCUGGUAGCCUAUUCAUAUCCGGCGCUGGCCCAGUUGGGGUCCUAUUAUGCUUUUUGGUUAUUUGCCGUGUUCUGUGCCAUCGCUUUUGCCUUUACAUUGUUUGUGGUAAUGGAAACGGAAGGAUUGAGUCUGCAAGAAAUUCAGAAUAGAUUGAAUGGGCGUAGUAGCGGUGAGCCAGUGGAACAGUGAAUAUGGGUG